Molecule: messenger RNA, 1049 nt
Organism: Pleuronectes platessa (European plaice)
Lineage: Eukaryota; Metazoa; Chordata; Actinopteri; Pleuronectiformes; Pleuronectidae
Product: hornerin
Exons: 6
Coding region: 167-793 (208 amino acids)
Cellular component (GO): cytoplasm
Molecular function (GO): calcium ion binding; transition metal ion binding
Source: RefSeq, a predicted model, not a curated record
CUGUAUAUACCUCCCUCUCUCUCUCUCCCUCCCAUCACCCUGGGCGUUGCCAGCAGACUAUAAGUGCUUGGAUAAACUUUCCCUGGAGCGUCUCUCUGAACUUCUACUCCCUGCCACUGCGGUCACGCGUCCUGGUCCACUAAAAAAGGCACACAUUUCCACAGCCAUGACUAAAUUAGAGGCCUCCAUGGAGUCCAUUAUUAAGAUCUUCCACGAAUAUUCCAGUGAAGACAAGGAGGGGAAGACCUUAAACAAGAAGGAGCUGAAAAAGCUGCUGGAGAAUGAGUUACCCGGCUUCCUGAAAAGAAAUCCAAAUGCAGUGGACAGCAUCAUCAAAGAUUUGGACCAAAACAAAGACGAUAAGAUAAACUUUGAGGAAUUCAUCGGGUUCGUCGCCGGCCUCUCGAACGCCUGUGAGAAGUGUUACGAACUCUCUCAAAAGAAGCUCAAGCACUCUGCAGAUAUGGCUCGUCUGGAUCACGUCAUCACAAACAUUGUGGAUAUAUUCCUGGAGUACGCUGAAGAUGAGGGCAAGAAGCGCCAGUUAAACAAGGAGGAAUUAAAGAAAGUGUUGCAGCAAGAAAUACAAAGUCCCGAAUUGAAAGGUACAAUCAAUGCAGAUGAUAUUGAGGAAGCCAUGCAGAUGCUGGACAAAAACCAUGACGGUGAGGUCAACUUCCGGGAGUUUUGUCGGUGUGUGUCGGACCUGGCCAAGUGCCACUACAACAAGAAGACAGGCAAGGGAGGCAAGAAAGGCAAGGGCAAAGAACAGGAACCUGAGCAAGAAGACUGAAGAUUAACUCUUAAAAUGUUGGAAGCUCUGUAACAUAUUAGAAAUAUACUAUAUAUAUAUUUAGCAUAUACACAACUUAGAUGUCAUGUGUGAUCCAGUCUUCAAGCUGCUAUUGCUCUCAAGCUAUUUUGCACGUUUAAUAAAACUCAAGCCUGUUUCUUGUGUCUAAAAAAUGCAUGCAGCAUGUGAUGUUCACUUGUCUUUGAAUAACCUGCUUCCAUUCAAUAAAAACUGAAAAUAAACUUUCAAAAACGAA